Messenger RNA from Mycena indigotica, 903 nucleotides. RefSeq lists its product as uncharacterized. Lineage: Eukaryota; Fungi; Basidiomycota; Agaricomycetes; Agaricales; Mycenaceae. The transcript has 10 exons. Bases 1 to 903 code for a protein of 300 amino acids. The record is from RefSeq and is a predicted model, not a curated record.
AUGGGAGAGAGCAUCCCUCCACUCGACCCGAUUACCGGGGCUCUCCUCGUCGGCACCUGGCUGAACUCCCUUCUAUACAGCAUCGAACUCUUGCAGAUGUUCUCUUACUUCCGCUCUUUCCCCUCCGACGACUCGCGCAUCAAAGUGCUCGUUGUGGUGGCGUUUGCCCUCGACACGACCGCGGGGCUGUCGAACUAUACCGCCGUUUAUCUAUACACGAUCCGACAUGCAGGCGAUGUGGCAUACCUGCGCGUGCAGAUAUGGACAUUCCCCGUCUUAGCCAUUUCCACCGGUCUCGUCGCCGUUCUCGUUCAAUCUUUCCUCACAUUCCGCUUCUGGAGAUUCACACACAACACCCCGCUUACAAUCGUGUUAUUCCUUUUGAUUGGUACGACGCUUGGUGCAUGUUUUGCUGCAGGGAUAUACACCGUUCUCUUCCCAAACUACGCCGACCGACACAAAUCCAUGAUCCCCGUCCGCGCCUGGCUCAUUUCUCAAGCAGCCACAGAUCUGCUGAUCGCGAGUGCGCUGCUCUGGGAGCUACACCGGUGGAGCAGCCCGAACGCUUUCGAUCGAACCCGCAGCUUGCUUCACCGACUCAUGAUGCAUACACUGACAACGGGCGGGGCCAGUGCCUUGGUCGCGGUCGCGUGUCUCAUCGCCUUCUCCAUCGACCAGGAAAAUAACAUUGCGCUCAGCAUCGCGUACUCGCUUGGACGCGUCUACAUGCUCACUAUGCUGGCUAACCUCAACCUCCGGAAGUCGCUGAAUGAGAUACUCGCCGUUCAAGAUCUAAUUACCAUUCCGCAUGCUCCGCGGGCACCAUCCCAGACUCAGACUGCUGGUAUCGUGCGGCAAUUGGAGGAGGAGGUGGACUGGAAUGACGCCAGAACAAAGAUUUAG